Messenger RNA from Sus scrofa (pig), 5192 nucleotides. NCBI's taxonomy places the organism in Eukaryota, Metazoa, Chordata, Mammalia, Artiodactyla, Suidae. The record is from RefSeq and is a predicted model, not a curated record.
CAAAUAGGCAUCUGGAUAUGUGGGCAGUUCCAGAGGAAAGCAUCACAGCCCCUACUGAAGGCUGUACUCAAGGCAGCACUUGUCAAGAGGUUCAUUGUCUUUCUUAGAUAUGGCUAGAGCUGCAGCAGCUUCAGUGGAUGGACGGUUGGGAGAGCAGAGGGGGACUGCCACAAAGCCCCAGUCACAGAACCUAACAUUUAUUCCGUGCUUGCUUGAUUUAACUUUAACCAAAGUGCCCAGACAGACACCAAUUUUCACAGGUAAAAAACUUAGUCUGAUUGUAGCUAAAGUCUGAGAGGUUCACCGCUAGCAAGAACACACGGGAUUUAUUUUCCUGUUAUGGAUCUUCACUUCGUUGCUAUUUAGUCUCAUGUAAGUUGUGGGCCGCAGAGCCUCAUCAGUGCUGGGGCUGUGACCCAAAAGCUUGCAGAAUGUCUGAUUCUGACUGCUUGAAGGUCCGCCCGAGCCCCAGGCUCCGCCCUCCAACUACAUUUCCCAGCAGGCCACGAGCGGGCAUCGACGCACUUUCUCCCGGCGUCCCCCGCGGCGGGAAGGAGCCGAGCUGGCUCGAGGCUGACGCGGCAAGCUUUCGUCGCCGCCGCCGCCGCCGCCGCCGCCGCUGCCGCCGUCGCCUCCUCUGCCUCCCCAGCUUGAGAGAAGCCUCGCGGCCGUCCCUGCCGCUCCCACCGGCCACCAUGUCCGCCCAGGCGCAAAUGCGGGCCCUGCUGGAUCAGCUCAUGGGCACCGCCCGGGACGGUUCAGUGUAUCUUUGCCUGCCUACAUCAAUCUGCAAGGGAGUUGCAGAAAAGCCUCAUGUUCAUCGAGCCGUGAGUCACAACCAAUUUCUAAGCUGUUAUAACAAAAAAGUGUUUGCUUUUUUUCACAAAUAACUUUAAAAGUGUAGUUUAGAAAGAAAACAUUUUCAAUAAAAAGACACUACAUUAAUCCUGGAUGCUUGCAAAUCCUAAAAUAUAUUCCUCCUUUAGUAUUACACAGCUCUGUGUCAUAUACACAGAUUAGCUUUAAAAGUUGUCACAUUCCACUUUGCCUUUACUUGUAUGUAUCAUUCCCCUGACUUCCUUACUGCAGGUUGGGCAAGAAAACUUUUCCUUUAAAACUUUUCAACAGCGGGCAUAAAAUUCUGCAGCUGAGGUCUUGAAGAAUGCAGAUGGGUACAGUAUGUGUUGGAACUCACAGUGUGUAUUGACUAACCUAGUUCCUUUUUUUGCCUUUUUUUUUUUUUUUUUUUUGGUAUUGUCUUGUUAAAAGUGACUCCCAGGUGCCAACUCUCUUUUUUAAGGGGGGGGUGACGGGAUAGGUAGACUAGGCCUAGAUCAUUUAUCAGUCAGUAGUUGAAAGAGAAAAGCUUUCUCCAUGUAAUUUUGGGCAAAAUACUGCCUCUCCGUUCGUCCCUAGCCAAAUGAUUGGAUUAAUAAGUAGCUUUUUGUUGGAAACUACCAGCUAUGUUUUACGUGGUGAUUCAUGGCCCUCUGAUUAGCGUGGGUUUUGAUACCUCAUUGCCCACACGUAUGUGUGGGGCUGAUGGCCGUUGGGCGCUCAGCAUUUUGCUCCUGACUCCUUAACUUCUUUGGCACAAUGAUGGAGUCAGACCUCAUUAAGUGUGAUUCUUCAAGAUGCAUUUACUAUCAAAACCGUCCGUUUCUUUCCGGUUGUAAAUACCUCUAGAUGAGCCUUUCAGUGUAUUUGGUAGCCUGCAAAUCAUCCAGGUGAAUUGUACCAGAUGUGCUUCUGCUCCUAACGAGAUAAUACUGUCUUAUUUAAAAUGACAAAUGAAUUUCAGGAGACGAAACCAGACAGAGGGUCAAGUUUACAGAUGACCGUGUCUGCAAGAGUCACCUUCUGGACUGCUGCCCCCAUGACAUCCUGGCUGGGACGCGCAUGGACUUAGGAGAAUGUACCAAAAUCCACGACUUGGCCCUCCGAGCAGAUUAUGAGAUCGCAAGUAAAGAAAGGGACCUGUUUUUUGAACUGGAUGCGAUGGAUCACCUCGAGUCUUUCAUCGCUGAGUGUGACCGCAGAACCGAGCUCGCCAAGAAGCGGCUGGCAGAGACGCAGGAGGAGAUCAGCGCCGAAGUUUCCGCAAAGGCAGAAAAAGUCCACGAGUUGAAUGAAGAAAUAGGAAAACUUCUUGCUAAAGCCGAGCAGCUGGGAGCUGAAGGGAACGUGGAUGAAUCCCAGAAGAUUCUCAUGGAAGUGGAGAAAGUCCGUGCCAGGAAGAAAGAAGCCGAGGAGGAAUACAGGAAUUCCAUGCCUGCGUCCAGUUUUCAGCAGCAGAAGCUUCGUGUCUGUGAGGUCUGCUCAGCCUACCUUGGUCUCCAUGACAAUGACCGUCGUCUCGCAGACCACUUCGGGGGCAAGUUGCACUUGGGGUUCAUUCAGAUCCGUGAGAAGCUUGAUCAGUUGCGGAAAACUGUGGCAGAGAAGCAGGAGAAGAGAAAUCAGGAUCGACUGAGGAGGAGGGAGGAGCGGGAGCGGGAGGAGCGGCUGAGCAGGAGGUCUGGAUCAAGAACCAGAGAUCGCAGGAGGUCGCGCUCCCGGGACCGGCGGCGGAGGCGGUCCAGGUCUCCUUCCAGAGAGCGGCGGAAGUCCUCCCGGUCCCGGUCCCAAGACAGACACCGGCGCCACCGGAGCCGUUCCCGGAGCCAUAGCCGAGGCCACCGCCGGCCAUCCAGGGACCGGAGUUCGAAAUACAGGUUCUCCAGAGAGCGGGCCUCCAGGGAGGCGUCCUGGGAGCGCGGGCGGAGCGAGAGGGGGGCCGCCGACUGGAGGCUGGAGAGCGCCAACGGGAAGAGCACCUCGCGGAGGUCGGAGGAGAAGGAGGCCGGCGAGAUCUGAACCCGCGCCGGGCGUGUGAGCGCCGGUGGACACGUUGGACGCGGCCCACCUGGCCCUUUGUAUUUGCUGGGAACGCCUCCCCUUUUGUAGUUGAACCUUUCUGUUGUUGUGGAGCUAGCUGUGACUUUCUAGAGUGUACAGAGUUGCUCCUGUGUUCUGGGUUACAUCCCGUGGGAAUAAACACCCUGACAGACUGCCUCCCGACAGCUGCCCUGCAGUCUCCGCGGGUGGGGGACACACCAGGAUCCUCCGCCCGGACCCGUGACUUGGCCUUUCGGCAUCUGGCCUGCGGUGCACCCCGGCGCCGGGACUGGUGGGAGCCGCUGUGCACGGCCGUCUGCCUGGGCCCGGGGGUCCUUCCCGCGGGUCCGAGCUGUCCUCUCCUGCGCUCGGUUCCUUGCAGGGCUGCCUGUCUGGUGUGUGGCCCGCAGCCUCGUCCUGGCACGUGAGCUCGGAUGAGCUGCAGUUUCCCUCCUGGGUGUCGCGAAGGGCAGAGAGAGACCCUGGGAUAGUAGCCACGGGACAGCCAAGAGGUCCUCAGGGGAGGGCAUGCUGGACGUGUCAGGCCUGGUUGGACGCAGGCUGAAGGAGGGCUGGUGUGGGACCCCCUCUCCCCAGCCCUUCUGCACGUCUCGUCCCACUGAAGCGAGCCGUCCGUCCCUAGGCAGAGCCUGCCUGGCUCCCUGGGCGUGUGGGCUGUUCUGCUGCUGUGGGGUGGGGGUGCGGCAGGGGGGUCCUUUCCCCAAGGGGUACUUGCCUGGCUUACAACCCAGGCUGGCCUGGGACACCCUGGAGCACACUGCUCACAGAGGGGCCGCUGAAAAGCCGGGGUGAGUAUCUGCUGGGCGGGGGCGGGGAGCGGAGGCGCCCUCCUGGGUUUGCCAAGUGGAUCCAAGUUGGCAGGAGCCUCGAGUGGGAUAAAGGUGGUCCUGGGAGGGGAGAGGCACCGGGGCGAGAGCUGUGGUGGGGGUUCCUGGUGCAGCUGUGCGGCAGCCCACCCCUCCCACUUGCGUUCUUAGCUCCUGGGGGGCUGUGCGGGUGGCCCAGUGUGCAUGCACCUUGCGCUUAACCGUGUACAGUGGAGUGGUGGUCAGUGCAGCAGCUGCUGUCCGUAGGUGGCUUUGAAGAGGCUGGGGGAAGACAGCAUCCCUGGACUCAGGAGUAGGCCGGGGGUCCUGGCCAGAAAGUGGUGGGGCUGGAUGCCCACCCCCUGCCCGGGUCAGUCCAGCACCAGGCAGUGGGGGCUCUUGCCGCUGGACCUGACGGCCCUAGUGCUGGAGGCUCCUGCUGGCCCUGGCACACCCCAGGCCCAAUCUUGGGCUGAGAGCUCGGUUCCCCAGCCCCUUGGGUUCCUGAUACCGACAAACUCCUGGUAGCAGGAGUGCCCCAGGCCGGCCGUGGCCUUGCUCUCUGGGUGGGCUCAAAACGGGGUCCAGUGGUGAUGGGAGCAGGGCAGAGGCCAGGGCACUGGGGCUGGUCUGGGGACGCCACAGCAAACUUAGGUGGGUCCCAGUGGAGGACUGCUCCCAGGUAGGGGACCAGGGGGCCACCCAUCUUGAGCUCUCUCAGUCUGGGGGCUCACCAGGAAGGAGAUGGGACAAGGACGAAGAGGGCCUGCAGUCCUGGCCGAGUCCCUGUGUGGGGACCCGACUGGGGGGGAAUCCCAGGCCCCUCAGGAACUCCCACAGCCACGGUGCUGGUGGCCGGUGGCGGGAAUGUCGUGUGGGUGGUGACGGUGUCUUCUGCGUACAUAGAACCCCCAGGUAGUCGGGGGCAGGCUCCUCUUUUGGGGGGUUUCUAGCCAAGCCUAGGGCUGCAUUCUGGGGGCGGGAGGGCCAGAGGAAGUGUGCUGGCCCUGCGGCUCAGGGGAGCCCACAGACCCCAGGCCCUCACUGCGUCGUGUGGGUUCAGGGGUGCCCUCCCAGGGGGAUGAGGAUGCCCGGCAGCCAGGUGUUUGGCUUGGCCUGUGAGCUGGAGGCUUGGUUUGCGACAGCUCGGGGUUGGGGGGGGGACCUGGAGGGGCGGUGCCUCUGAAGGGACCCCUGACUGGGAAGUGGGAUGGUGGCCACAGUGGGGCUGAGGCCCAGGGUGGCCCUGCCCUGGGGAGGCUGGGUCAGCUGAGGGGUUUGUGGGCUCUAGCACCUAUCAGUGCCAUCCAGAGGACCUGGGAAAGCAGGUGGCGUUGGCCCCCCUGGAGUUUUUGUUGAUCUGGGGAGGGUCUGAGAAUGAACCUUUGUCCUUUUUCAGAUUUUUUUUUUGAUUGAGAUAAGCUCACCUAACAUACAAUUCUACAUGUUGACCUCUUAAUUAAAAGUAAGAUUUUGUGAUUUCUAGUA